Messenger RNA from Lotus japonicus, 760 nucleotides. Its product is annotated as protein PELPK2-like. The record is from RefSeq and is a predicted model, not a curated record. The transcript has a single exon. Bases 89 to 517 code for a protein of 142 amino acids. NCBI's taxonomy places the organism in Eukaryota, Viridiplantae, Streptophyta, Magnoliopsida, Fabales, Fabaceae.
CCCUGACUUACACACCCAAUCUCAAACCAAAAUUCCUCUGCAAAUCAAUUAAUAUCAUUAAUCACAAGGCAAAGUGUAUUGAAUUGUCAUGGCCUCCAACAAGUCCUUCAUGAUCUUGUCCUUCUUUUUCAUUGCAAUUUGCUUCUCAGGCAUGAACAUUGGCCUAGCAGCUCGCCAUCUUCUGCAGCAGACAACUCCUCCUGUUACACCAACUCUGCCAAAACCAACAAUGCCAACUCUGCCUCCAUUCCCAACAUUGCCUACUCAGGGAGCCAAUCUUCCACCUUUGCCUACAAUGACAAUCCCAUCUCUUCCUACAAAUAUUCCAACUCUCCCAAAGUCCACUCUGCCACCACUUCCUGCAGUCACUUCACUUCCAACAAUCCUCACCACCAUCCCAAAGUUCACUCUGCCACCACUUCCUGCUACCACUUCAUUGCCAAACUUUCCCACAAUCCCAACCACUAUGCCUUCCAUCCCUUUCUUCUCACCACCACCUUCCACAACCAGCCCCUGAAUUAAUUCAUGAAGCUACUCUGUUUCAGUUGGAGAAGCACUCAUCUUUGGGGUUCAGUUCGGGAUUUAUUUGAUUGUUUAGCUCAUCUGCUUUUUAUGUUGUUUACUGUUAGCAUCAUACGUUGUUAUUUAUAGUCGUUUUUACCUCCAUGGCAUGGGAAUAUUGUAUCUUUCUUCAUUAUCAUGUAUGGUUUGAGACCUAUUUAUUGUUAUACAACACAGAUUACUUUAUCCAUAAUGAAAA